Artibeus jamaicensis (Jamaican fruit-eating bat) is the source of this 4371-nucleotide messenger RNA. It is a transcript of the gene BARD1, whose product is annotated as BRCA1 associated RING domain 1. The transcript has 11 exons. The record is from RefSeq and is a predicted model, not a curated record. Gene Ontology annotation, molecular function: protein binding. Bases 131 to 2461 code for a protein of 776 amino acids. Lineage: Eukaryota; Metazoa; Chordata; Mammalia; Chiroptera; Phyllostomidae.
GUCCUGCGGAUUCCGACGCGGGAAUCGCUGGUGUCAGGGGUCGGGGUCACAGGCCAGCGGCGUCUCGGUCGUUGCCCAGGUCCGCUCAGCUUCCCGCUGUCCGAAGAGGUUUUCCUGCGAAGGCAGGGCGAUGCCGGAGAACCGGCAGCUGAGGGUCCGCUCCGGGAACCAGCUUCGCCCCGCGUCCACCAUGGAGCCGGCGGCUGGCGGGGAUUGGGCCCACAGCCGCGCCGCGCUCGACCGGCUGGAGAAGCUGCUGCGCUGCUCGCGUUGCAACAAUAUUCUGAGAGAGCCUGUGUGUUUAGGAGGAUGUGAGCACAUCUUCUGUAGUGACUGUGUGAGUGACUGCUUCGGAACCACGUGUCCAGUGUGUAGUACCCCAGCCUGGAUACAGGAUGUGAAGAUAAACAGACAGUUGGACAACAUUAUUCAGCUUUGUAGUAAGCUUCGCAAUUUGCUACAUGAGAAUGAGCUUUCAGAUUUAAAAGAAGAUACAUCCAGGAAAAGUUUAUUUAAUGAUGCAGAAAGUAAGAAGAAUUCGAUAAAAAUGUGGUUUAGUCCACGAAGUAAGAAGGUCAGAUAUGUUGUAAGUAAAGUUUCAGUGCGAACUGAACCUCAAAAGAUAAAUGAUGAAAAUGCUCAGCAGGCCUCCGCAUAUGAAUAUGUUUCUGCAAGUCCUCCAGUGGAUGUAUCUGUGAGGGCUAAGAAGUCUGCCACAAGAUCUGGAAAAAGACAGAAAAAGAGAAUUUUAACCAAAAUCAACCAAGAAUGGAAUUUAGAGGCAGACAGAAAAGAUGGUGAACUUGACUCCAAAGGGGAAUCUAAGGAAAAGCUGGUAUCUUUCUGUAUGCAACCAACCAUUAUUGCCAGUCCUCAGAGAAACGGUGAAAUAGACUUACUAGCCAGUGGCUCUGUAGUGGAAGACGAAUGUUUUGGGAAUUUAACCGAAGUCUCUUUACCGCUGGCUGAGCAUAUAGAGUCUCCAGAAAUUGAGAGCAGGGAUGAAGUAGCAACUCCUGAGAAGAGUCCCUGUGAGAAUGACCUUGCACCUAAGAAAUCCGUGCCCAGAGGUCAUAAAGGAAAACGGCGUCGAGGGAGACCGUCCAGUCCCGUGUCUAAGAGAUGCAGGAGCAGCACUGCCAGCGCCAGAGGAGGUGCUGUGAAGCAGACGGUGCUCUCAGGAAACAUGCCGACUCCUGGCUCUUCCUUGCCUCCUCCAAGGAAACGGAGAGCUGGUGAUGCAGCAAGGCGGAAAACCAGUGACGCGCUGGAGGAGUCCAUCAGCUCCUCGCCGGGCACGCCGCCUUCCACGCUGAACAGUGCAGGUCACGGACGGAUGCUGUCCAGCCCCUCGGCCAUGAAGCUGCUGCCUGGUAGUAACCUUACGGCUGUGAAGAGAAAUCAUAAGGGGGAGACUUUGCUCCAUAUUGCUUCAAUUAAGGGUGACAUACCUUCUGUUGCAUACCUCUUGCAAAAUGGAAGCGACCCGAAUGUUAAAGACCACGCUGGAUGGACGCCAUUGCACGAAGCCUGCAGUCAUGGGCACCUGAAGGUGGUGGAGCUGUUACUGCAGCACAAGGCGCUGGUGAACACCACUGGGUAUCAGAAUGACUCCCCGCUCCACGAUGCGGUUAAGAACGGGCACGUGGAUGUAGUCAAGCUGCUACUGUCCUAUGGAGCUUCCCGGAACGCUGUUAACAUAUUUGGUCUGCGACCUGUGGACUGUACCGAGAGUGAAAUUGUGAAAUCGCUGUUGCUGCUACCAGAGAAGAAUGAAUCAUCAUCAACUAGCCAUUGCUCAGUAGUGAGUGCUGGUCAGCGUAGAGAUGGACCCUGUGUACUCAUAGGCAGUGGGCUUUCUUCAGAACAACAGAAAAAGCUCAGUGACCUUGCAACAGUUCUUAAGGUUAAAAAAUGUGCUGAGUUUGACAGUACAGUAACUCACGUCAUUGUUCCUGGUGACACAGUUCAGAGCACCCUCAAAUGUAUGCUUGGGAUUCUCAGUGGAUGCUGGGUCCUGAAGUUUGAGUGGGUGAACGCUUGUCUACAAAGCAGAGAAUGGGAGCAGGAAGAGAAGUUUGAGGUUCCUGGAGGACCCCAGAGAAGCAGGAUCAACAGAGAACAGCUGUUGCCAAAGCUGUUUGAUGGAUGCUACUUCUAUUUUGGAGGAAUCUUCAAACACCAUCCAAAGGACAACCUCAUUAAACUCGUCACUGCAGCUGGGGGCCAGAUCCUCAAUAGGAAGCCCAAACCUGACAGUGACGUGACUCAGAGCAUCAACACAGUCGCUUACCACGCCAACCCAGACUCCGAUCAGCGCUUCUGCACACAGUAUAUCAUCUACGAGGAUCUGUCUAAUCAUCGCCCAGAGAGGGUCCGGCAGGGCAAAGUGUGGAUGGCUCCUUCUAGCUGGUUUAUAGACUCUGUGAUGUCCUUUGAGCUGCUCCCUCUUGACAGUUAAAUACUGCACCAGAGGAGCCUUUCUGAUUGAACCUCUGUUCACUGUUUUGAUCAUUUGCAUUUCGAUAGACAGACUCAUUCAUGUAUUCUUUCCUGGAAUUAAAAAUAUCUUAUGUCAGAUUAGGAAUUUAUUCUGUGUUUACCAUUUAAAUACUGAGUUUGCAUUGAAGGAUUUUCUUUUUAAAACUGACAUAUAUUUUGAUUCAUCAUGUCUUUCUACUCAAAUUAUCAGCUAUCAAAGAUUAAUGAGAGGGUAUUGGAAUUAUUGCUUGAUGUACAAGUGGUAUCAUUAAUGCCUCAGCUUUGUAAUGUUUUUUGAUGAAAUAAUCUCUACUUGCCACCAGCAAAAAUACUUGUCAUCCUUUAGUAAACAAAGAAUAUUAUCAAAUAACUUAUUGUGGGUUUAUCGUAAUGAAAAUAGAGUACCUGGCCUACAUGUGUUACCAUAGGUAUUAAAUUCUUCUCUUGUCUACAGUUGUAUUUCAUUUUACAUUGUUUAGUUUUAUAUUAUUUACUUGGAUGUCUCCACCUGCGUUUUUAUGUCUUAUUAUUAGGAAAUCAUGAUUGGAACCUUAACAUUGUUUUUUGGUUGUAAAAAUCAACAUUGGUUCGUGGCACAUUUUUAUCAUAUACUAUUGCUUAUUGUGAACUCUCAGUGUGCUGCUGUGUUUACAUACAUGAAUACAUACUUCAGGCAUUUUCUCUUAACAUAUUUUAGUGUCUAUAUUUCUUAAAGGGUCUCAUCAGACUCGCAAAUUGUCAAUAAAAUGUUGGUAAAUUAGGAGGCAGUCUUUUCUGGUAGACUUUUUGCUACCUAUUGCUAAAACAACUUUUUAUGGGUUUUAAUUUCUUCCUUCAUAAAGGUUUUUUUGUUUUGUUUUUAAUUUGUAGAUUUCUCUGGAGGCAGAAGUUGGGGAUUACUUGAUUUAGAACAGAUUGUAUCCAGCUGAUACAAAAGGCCGUAACAGUAAGUUUAGAGGGAGGCGAGGGAAGGACGUGCUCAGAACCUCGGGGCAGUGGGCGGGGCACCACCUGAGGGCAGGGAGGGUCCUGGGGCAGCGGCGGCGGAGUGUUCCCCGGCAGAUUCCGUCCUUUAAAAACAGUUUUAAAGAAGUCUUAGAAAUGGACUGUUCUUCUGAGAGUGAGGACGUGGGCAGGAAGACUCCGUGAGACCUGUCGGUAUGGUUACUCCGGGGCCAAAGAGCACAGUGGGAUGACCCCUGGCAGAGAGUGCACAGUCUAAAAUUAACGGGCAUUUCAGCAUCUGUUCAUCUGAAAGUUUGAGAUUCUGCUGGUUCAAAAUAAAUUUUACUUUAAUUUCUCCUUAGAUGUGUUACUUUUCCAUAUCAAGAAAUGUAUUACAGUAAUAUACUGCUGACCCUGACCUUCAGGGGCGAAUUAACGCUGAGAUACUUUCCAGCGGGUAAUGUGUUUGUCCCACAUUUCAUUCUGAUGGAGAAUGAUGAACACCAUAGCACCAAGCACGUCCGAGGGGUUAGCUAACGUCUGGGCAAAAUGCAAGACUCUGGGAUCGGGGCUGUUGUUUUUGAUUUAUACCUGACUUUUCAUCACUUUCUAUGAGCUCAUUGGUCACAUUCCUAGACAGGUCUGUGUCUGUUCCCCUGAUCCGAGUCCCUGUUUGGAAGAACACCUUUGGGGGUGUUGCUCGCUUUCAUUUAUUCCUUUUCUUGGCCUGUCCCCCUCCCUCUUUGUCACAUUUUGUGCUCCACUGUUGAGCAGCUUUAUUUUGGGUUAUUUUAAGUAUGUAUUUUGACAGCAGUUGAUUGAUGUCAAGCCCUUGAAACUUGUACUUUAUGCAUAUAUACUUGUAAUUAUUUUCAUUUUUCAAUCAUAGAUUCAAGCUUGCUUUUAUUUACUAAAACCAUUAAAAGUUAUUUGUAUUUCAGUGUC